GGGACGGAUGCAGAACCCGGAUGUUUGAAUGAGCUGCAAAGAGACUCACCAUUGCAUCUUGUUUACCGAUUGGAGAGAUUUCACGAUCAGCUCAACAUGUUUAUGCAUGCAGCUGUGAGCAGAUGAGCUUUAUGUUUAACGGUUUGCUAGUGUCGGGAUGAGACACGUUUAGUGUUUAGCCGCCGGAAGUUUAAUCAUCUGAGCUUCAUUCAGAUCUCUGGGACUGGAACAGAGUCAAAACAAUCAGCAGCAGUGAUCAGGUUUGAAGUGCAGACACCAGGCCAGCAGGAUGGAUUUAAAUGACAGCAGGUCGUUAUCCGAGCUCAUGGGCCGGUAUGAGGGCGCGGAGAGAGGACUCGGUGUGCCCAGGGAUGGGUGGAGGAUCUGCCUGGCUCAUGAGUUUAAGGAGAAAAGAAAACCUUUUCAGGCUAAAGACGUGUCUCUGUCCCACAUCCUGCAGCACAUCGGCUUGGGCUUCAGGUAUUUAAAAUGGUGGUACCAGAGAACACAAGUUGAGAAGAAAGCACCCUUUAUAGACAUAUUCAGUGCUUUGCCUCUCAGGCAGAUUUAUGGUGCCCCCCUGGGUGGCAUUGGCGGAGGAAGCAUUACACGUGGAUGGAAGGGGGAGUUCUGUAGGUGGCAGCUUAACCCAGGAAUGUAUGACUACAAAACAGUCAUUGCUGACCAGUUUACAGUGUGCCUGCGUAGGGAUGGUCAGACAAUCUAUCAGCAAGUGUUGUCCACCGAACGUCCUCACACACUCCAGGAUUGGAACUGGGGUUACUGCGGUGCCUUUGCGUUCUACCAUGCACUCUACCCCCGAGCCUGGACUGUCUACCAGCUGCCUGGCCAGAACGUCACACUCACCUGCAGGCAGGUGUCACCUGUCAUUCCGCACAACUACAAGGACUCAAGUUUUCCAGUUGCUGUGUUUGUGUGGGAUAUAGAGAACAAGAAUGACUAUGCACUGGAUGUCAUAAUAAUGUUUACCAUGGCCAAUGGAUCAGGCCACAAGGAUGAAAAAUGUGGGGGUCAUUGGAAUGAACCAUUCCACUUGGAAAAAGAGGGCGAGUCCGUGUCAGGGGUUUUGCUUCACCACUGCUCACCAGUGAACCCAUACACACUGUGUAUGGCAGCUCGAGAACAGGCCAACAGAAAGAUAACCCACCAGACUGCGUUCAGUCCUAAUGACACUGGAAAGGCCAUCUGGAGUGACCUGAUGAAUGACGGGCAGUUAGACUCACCAACCGGCUCCAGCCCUCCAACUCGGAAAGGAGUGACGGUGGCAGCAGCACUGGCGGCGGGCUGCUCUGUGCCUGCUCAUGGACACAACAGCCUAGAAUUCUGCUUGGCCUGGGACAUGCCAAAAAUUACUUUUGGCUCAAGGGAGAGAGAGCACAUCAGACGUUAUGCACGUUACUAUGGUACCAAAGGAGAUGCAGGCCCAGCUCUUUCACACUACGCCCUUACACACUACAAAGACUGGGAGAAGGACAUUGAGGAAUGGCAGAGACCCAUUCUGGAAGACCGUUCGCUCCCUUCCUGGUAUAAAUCAGGCUUGUUUAAUGAGUUAUACUUUAUUGUGGAUGGGGGGACUGUGUGGGUGGAGCUUCCUGAAGACUGUGAUGUUAGUGGAGGGCUUCGCCCAGAAGAAGGUGGUCUUCCAGCACAACCCCCUGUCAUCAAGGAGUAUGGCCGCUUUGCCUAUUUAGAGGGUCAGGAGUACAGGAUGUACAACACAUAUGAUGUGCAUUUUUACGCCUCCUUUGCACUUAUCAUGCUCUGGCCCAAACUGGCUCUGAGUGUACAGUAUGAUAUUGCUGGUAGUGUGGUACAGUAUGACCCCAAACAAAGGGUGAAUCUCAUGAAUGGGAAGUGCUCACCAGUUAAGACCAGGAAUGUAGUACCUCAUGACAUUGGAGACCCAGAUGACGAGCCUUGGCAACGUGUCAAUGCCUAUCAGAUUCAUGACACGGCAGACUGGAAAGACCUGAACCUGAAGUUUGUCCUACAGGUGUAUCGUGACUACCACCUAACUCAGGACCUGCAAUACCUGACCGACAUGUGGCCCAUCUGCCAGGUGGUUAUGGAGACUGAAAUGAAAUUUGAUAAAGAUGGGGACGGCCUCAUAGAGAACUCUGGCUAUGCCGACCAGACCUAUGAUGGAUGGACUGUAACAGGACCCAGUGCAUAUUGUGGGGGUCUGUGGCUGGCCUCGGUGUGUGUAAUGUGUAAGAUGGCACAACUUCUGAAAAGUGACUCCUUGUAUGAGCGCUACAGAGACAUCUUAAAGCGAGGCAGCGCCGCCUUCGAUAAACUACUGUGGAAUGGCAAGUACUAUAACUAUGACAGCAGCGCGCGAAGCAUGUCCAACAGUGUGAUGUCUGACCAGUGUGCAGGCCAGUGGUUCCUCAGGGCAUCUGGACUAGGAGAUGAUGAAUUUGAGGUUUUCCCGAAGGAGAAGAUCCACAGUGCACUGAGAAGCGUGUUUGAUUUGAACGUGAUGAGAUUUGCAGGAGGGCAGAUGGGGGCUGUGAACGGCAUGAGACCGGAGGGUGUGCCAGAUCGCUCCAGCGUCCAGUCAGAUGAGGUUUGGGUUGGUGUAGUCUAUGGACUGGCAGCUACUAUGAUUCAGGAGGGUCUAUUAGAGGAAGGUCUUCACACUGCUGAAGGUUGCUAUCGGACUGUGUGGGAGCAGACAGGAAUGGCCUUUCAGACUCCUGAGGCAUACUGUGAAAAAGGGAUCUAUCGCUCCUUGGCUUACAUGAGACCUCUCAGCAUCUGGGCCAUACAGCUGGCUCUGGACAAUCGGACAAAUAUGAGCAAGACUAUGAAACCAGACAGUGAGGCAGCUUGUUCAGAGACUGAUUUACAGGAUGAACUGGUUAAAGAGAACUGCCAUUAAUGACUUGUGCAUGAUCUUCUGAACUCCAUGCACACUACUUUUCACACUAGAUUAAAGUGGACGUUUACUUCCUGCAGCUAAGUUUGUGAUUCCAUGUAGCAGCUUAGAGUAUAGUUUUGAGAAUAAUGGUGCUUCCGUUUGGAGCACCAAGUUUUAUAUACAGUCGAUAAACACAAUCUCAGUCCUGGGAUACACUGCUUAAGACUUUAGGUAAAGCAGAGAGAGCUAGAGAGUUCAGGCAUGAGCAUUCUAGUUCAGGCAUUUCUACAGUUAAAAUUAUUUCAUACAAAUAUUUACAUUUAGCAAUUGUAUAUUUUGUUCAUUUUAUUAUCACUACAGUAGUCCAAUCCUGAUGUUAGUGUAAUAAACACACAUCAAGAUUGAGUUGCUAUGUUAUGAUUGAUGUUUCCAAUAGUUUGAUUUACACUGUAUUCUGGAUUGCACAAGUUUAUGCAUACAUUGAGGUGUACGGUGUGAUGUAAUUAGGGGAUAAGCUUUAAAAAAAUGAGUUUUGGACACUCAUUUUGCAUCUCUUGCUUUACACAUCGGUUUAUUUUAAAACCACUCUAGGUAUAUGCUUUGAUCUAUAUAUUCCUGUAAAGAUGUAUUUCCAACCGAGCAUGUAAUGCACAUACUUCAGCAGCUGUGUACUAGUAAAACUGAGAGAAAUUGAAAAAAGUAUCCACCAUGUUGAACAACAUCGUGAAUAUUAAAUGGUCAAUUGCA
Molecule: messenger RNA, 3631 nt
Organism: Neoarius graeffei (lesser salmon catfish)
Lineage: Eukaryota; Metazoa; Chordata; Actinopteri; Siluriformes; Ariidae
Gene: gba2
Product: glucosidase, beta (bile acid) 2
Exons: 16
Coding region: 290-2905 (871 amino acids)
Biological process (GO): carbohydrate metabolic process; central nervous system development; glucosylceramide catabolic process
Cellular component (GO): membrane
Molecular function (GO): glucosylceramidase activity; beta-glucosidase activity
Source: RefSeq, a predicted model, not a curated record